UUAUUAUACGAUCACCAACGACGGUGUCUCUCAGUUACUCAGUAUACUAGUUAACUUGGGCAAGCGCACGACAGUGUGGUACCCAAGUGAGCUCCGACACAGUGACAGUUCUUCCCGGGCAAUUGUUUUUAGCGGUCGCACGGCCUUCGUGAUAAAUAAAUAGUAAAAGUCAAAAAGUGUCUUCUGACCUCUUUCUCUCAAGAUUAUGUUGAAAAAUUUAAAAGUGAAAAGUGCGGGCGACACGAUUUAAAAUUUAAACAAGAGUUUCGGUGAAAGUGGACCCGAGUGAAAGUUAAAAUUUCGGACGAUGGAUUCACCUCAAAUGUACGACAAUCAGCAGCAUCAACAAAAUAACGCUGUGGUUAAUCAGGAUGCUAAAAAGACUGUUAUAAUGAACAAUAAUAACAACAAUCUUACCACCCUUAAUAAUAACAACGGUAGCUCUAAACAGACACAAGCUCUGUUAAAACAGCAUCAGUUGCAGCAAUACCAGCAACAUGGUGAACUUAGUGAUUUAAAUACCCCCGAAAUUUCUCUAGACUUACAAAAUUUAAUAGACGAUUCUCAAUUUAGUGAUGGUUUGUUUUCGGAAAUUCUUUCUAAUCAGGGUAAACACAUACAAAAUUUACAGAACAGACAAGUGAUGGGUGUACACAACACAAAUUAUCCAAGAACUACUCUAGCGUAUAUGCCCCAACCCGUUCACAGUGGAGCUACUUACUCUACCAACCAAAACUCAAAUAGUGACUCAAAUAGUUCGGUCGGUAGUGACGUCCCUAGUAUAAAAGAAGAACCAAUGGAUCCCCAGGAAUACAGGAGGCAGCCUUGCAACAUUCUUCCGAACAGCUACAUCCCCGGUUCGUAUCCUCAAAAUCCAGGUGCAACUUUUACAACUCUAACCCCUAGCCCAGUCAUACAUCACCAGCUUAAUAUGAACGCUAUGAAAAACAAAGCAACUCUAUUAAAUCAACACAACAUAGCUAGGAAAAAUAUGAAACCCUGUGAUAAAAACAGCGACGAAUACAGAAGGCGAAGAGAAAGGAACAACAUCGCUGUAAGGAAAAGUCGAGAGAAAGCCAAAGUCAGAACCAGGGAAACCGAAGAAAAAGUCAAAAUCCUCAUCAAAGAGAACGAAAGGCUACAAAAAAGGAUAGAGUUGCUUACGGAGGAGUUGAACGUCCUACGCAGCCUCUUCUCCAGCGUGGGGGUUCUUCCGGAGCACGUCCACAGGGAGAUCAACAAACACCUGGACUCCUUCCAACUUCAGCACCAACAGCAACAACAUAUGUCUGAAGACAACAGGCAGAGGAUGAUGGAAAUCGUUCACGAUUAUGGACCAUAGCCUCCAAUAAAUUAAUAGGUAUAAAGUCGUAUUUCACGUAAAACUAUUUUUUUAAUUACGAUAUAUUAUAUAUUUAAAUAAAUCAAUUUUUUUCACAAAGAACAGUUUUUUUCAUAAGUAGUGUUUUGUUAAUAUAAAUAAUACAUGACUUACAUAUUUAUAUUAAGGAAACGCUUUGUUUUUAUUAAAUGAUAUUAAUGUUUUUAAUAUAAUAUUCAUAUAAAUACAACAAAGAUUAGUAUAACAAAAAAUAUAAACUUCGUUAAUGUUAAAUAUGCCUUAUUUAAUAUUUUCUCAACAAAAGAUUUGUCCUAUUUAAUGUAUUUUUAAUGGAAAAUUUCUCUCAACCAAGUGAUUUUAGAAACAUUUAUAAAUACUUAUUAUAAUUCCAGUGUUUUCCCAUUUUGAUAAUAUUUAUUGACCUAUUUAUUUAGUUUUUUAAAUAGUUAUAAAAAGUUCAGUCAAAAUGUAACAAAAUUUAAAUUUAAUCAUUUUUUGAUAUAAAAUUUAAAAUCUUGUAAAUUUUAAAUCUUUUCGUUCCUUGUUACAAUGUUUUUUAUCGACUAAAAAAUAGUUUUAUUUGACAUGACUUUUAGGUAGGUAAACCGAUUUUUCGAAAGCUUUAAUUUAUUUUUUAUUAUUAUUUUUUGAACAAAAAAUGAAAAGCAUGAGGGCCAUUUUGUAAAACACGAAAAUUGAUUUUUAAAAUAUUCUAAAAUUCUUUUUUAUAGCGUUAAAUUCAAAUUUUUUAUCAGAUACAUAUUUAACCAAUAAUUCUGAAAAAUUGCAACUUUUUAAGAAAGUGGUUACAACGAAUUAUUUUGAUUUAAAAAAAUAUCAUUCUUAUUUUAAAGCAGUCUUAUAUUUUUGUAUAACUUAUACUAUUUAUAAAAUAUGUCGGUAGUAUUUAAUAACAAAAAUAUUGAUUGUGAUUAAUAUGAAAUAAUUGACGUAAUUUUUUUGUCUAAUCUCAUUCAAAAAAUUAUAUAUUUUUAUAUAAGUACUUAAUACAUACGAAGGCUAUACGAAUUUUUGUUUCUAUCUAUAGAAACAAAUAAUACUACAAAGUCAUAAUUUUUUCUGUGUUAAAUGUACACUCCCCAAAAUUUACAAAAUAUCGAACCUUCCUAACAAUUAAAAAAAAUUAUUAUUGAUUUUUUUAAAUAGUUUUUUUGUUUUUUCUUAAUUCACCAUUCACACCAAUUAUGGAUCUUUAUUAAAAAGAGCAUCAUCAAAAAUGAAAGUAUUUUUCUAGUAGGUAUUCCAUUGUUUAGUACACAUUAUAAUUACGACAAGAAAUCCUCCUAUUUAUAUUUUAGCGCUGAUUUUACUUAAUAUUUAAUAUAUGCUUCAUAUAUAGGUAGGUAGUUGACUUUUUUUCUAUUAAAAACAUCUUUAAUGUAGUUAAAUUUUCCGUGCCCUUUUAAAAAAAUCACCUUAUUUUAUAUUGAUUUGUGACGUAUAGGUAAUCAUUGUUUUCUAAAUAAUGUGAUAUAUUGGUUCACAAAUUUGAAAUUCUAGAAUUUGUCUCCGUUUUGGUUAUUUUCAGAUAAUUUUUAUUUACUUUUUGUUAAAGAGAUAACAGAAAAUUCCCCUUAUUUAAUCUACUCAACUUUAAGUUAAAGUCAUAUAUUUAUUUUUAUUGUACAUAAAUCCACAUUAAAUCUAAAUCCUGAUCCAUAUUAAUCAGUGAUAUAAAUCCAGUUCACUGGGUAUCCCUCAAAAAUAUUUUCUUUUUGUGCUUCUUCUCUAUUAGCAAUUUUCUCUCUGUCUAGCUAUUUGAAACUCAUUUUGAUCUAAUUUAUAUGUGUAUAAGUGCAGGAAGCCCAAUAUCGACAAAACUGGAAGAAAUUAGGGGAGGCCUAUGUUCAACUUUGGACACAGAAGGCUGAAUGAUGAUGAAGUUAGCUUUUACACUUUGAAAAAAUAUCUUACAUAACAUCUUCAGCAUCGUUUCUAUUCCAAAGUCAAAUCCAAGAUGUAUCGCUUUGUUUCUUCUUUUUUAUUAACUAACCAACUUGAAAAUAAUUUUUUUGCCACUAUUUUUUCUCCUUCUUCUGCUCUCCAGCUUUAUCUGCUGCAAAAGUAACACUUUCGUCAUAUUAACAGUUAUACCUUUCACCAUUUCUCCUAUUUUCAUUCCCAAAUUCAAUGUCAAUAUUUUCUUUGCAUGUAAUUUUCCGCAUUUUCCUAAUUACGUUUCUAUUUGUUCGUAGUUUUAAUUAGUAUAUGUUUUGCCAAUUUAUAAAUAUUACACUACCCCUUAAUUUCCCAAUCUUUUGCUUUGCCUCCAUUUAGUUUUUGUCCUUCAUUUUGUUGCCUUUUUUCUCCUUCUUCUCUCCAGCUUUAUCUGCUGCAAAAGUAACACUUUCGUCCUAUUAACAGUUGUACCUUUCACCAUUUCUCCUAUUUUCAUUCCCAAAGUCAAUGUCAAUAGUUUCUUUGUAUGUAAUUUUCUGCAUUUUCCUAAUUGGGUUUCUAUUUGUUCGUAGUUUUAGUUAUUAUAUUUUUUGCCAAUUUAUAAAUAUUACACUACCCUUUAAUUUCUCCAUCUUUUCCUUUGCCUCCAUUAUAGUUUUUGUUCUUCAAUUUGUUGAAUUUUUUCUCUUUCUUCUGCUCUCCAGCUUUAUCUGCUGCAAAAAUAACACUUUCGUCAUAUUAACAGUUGUACCUUUCACCAUUUCUCCUACUUUCAUUCCCAAAUUCAAUGUCAAUAUUUUCUUUGUAUGUAAUUUUCUGCAUUUUCCUAAUUGGGUUUCUAUUUGUUCGUAGUUUUAAUUAUUAUAUUGUUUGCCAAUUUAUAAAUAUUACACUACCCCUUAAUUUCUCCAUCUUUUCCUUUGCCUCCAUUGUAGUUUUUGACCUUCAUUUUGUUGCCUAGGGCUCUUUUUCUUAACCUGUCGCUUUUUAUCCCUAUUUCAUUCCAUAACAAAUUCGCAAAUCUUCCUUUAGACAAGCGAAAACGGCGGGUUCGUUAGAAAAAAUAUUCCCAUGAGAUUUUUUGCACAAUCACAUUCGUGAGACAUCCCAGAAUAAGGUUUAAGAAGUCGCCCACGUGAAAAGUAGUCCAAAUUUUUUUUAACAAUUUUUUUUAAUCAAAUUGCAAAAAAUCAGUAUUUUUGGCCCCUACAAAUUUUUUUUAAGUUUUUUGAACCAUUCUGGACAAAAAAGGAUUCUUGUACUUUUUCUCUAAAGUUGAUCGUUUUCGAGAUAUAAACAAUUUAAAAUGAAAAAAAAAAACGAAAAAUGGCGAUUUUCAACGCUUAAUAAAUUGGUUAAAAGUUAUUAUUAUGAAAGACAGAAAGUGACUAAAUCAAAGUUUAGAGCCCCCCCUACAGGAUCCUGAAAAAAAUUGUGUCAUUAUUUUAUUACUAAGUCAUUUUUAAGUAAAAAUAAUGAGCGCCUGCACGUAUUAGGCGGCCGUCUAUGGUGAGUGCGAGAGAGAUGCCAUUCCGGCAGUCCAAUGGGACAUCUUACUCGCACUCACAUUUACAGCCGCGUCAAUACGAUCUUACGGCUUAUUGUUAAUAAUUAAAAAUAACAGCUGAGUAAUAAAUUAAUGAUACAAAUUUCUUCAGGAUCGUGAAGGGGGGCUUUAAACUUUGAUUUAGUCACUUCUGACUUUCAUAAUAAUAAUUUCUAACCGAGUUAUGAAGCCUUAAAAAUGGCCAUUUUCGCGUUUUUCAAAUUUUAAAUUGCUUAUAACUCGAAAAACAUCACCUUUAGAGAAAAAAUACAAGAGACCUUUUUUGUCCAGAAUGGUCUAAAAAACCUAAAAAAUUCUGCACGGAUCAAAAAUAAUAAUUUUUGCAAUUUGCUUAAAAAAAUUAUUAAAAAAAAAUUUGACCACUUUUCGCGUGGGCGAUUUCUUGAACCUUAUUCUGAAGUGUGUUAAAUACAAAUGAGAUUAGGCAAAAAAGUCUCAUGGGAGUAUAUUUUUCAACGAACCCGCCGUUUUCGCCUUGUCUACUUAGAUAAGUUGGUAAAGUUUAUUAUUUGUUAUCUGUACCUACAAAGAUAUUUGUUAGAUUUUUCUUUUGAAAGUUUUGAAGUUACUUUUAACAUUCUGUCUUAAUGUGAACACUAACAUUCUGUCAUCAUGCAUGGUCGAAUUCAACUUUAUUUCUUAAUCUAAUUUGGAUUAGUUUUUCCCAAAGUCGCCUAAAGGAGCUUGUUACAUUCAAUCCCCUAUAGCAAUUUGGGUUUUUCCUAUUGAUCUUUUUAAAUAUGGAGGAUAUUAUGGCUAUUUUCCACUCAUUUGGUGUCUUUUGUUGGAGUAAGCAUGAGUUUGUUAGAUCUUUUAAUCGGGUUGAGUGAGAGUACUGACUCCCCAUACUCUGUCGCAAUAUCAUCAGGUAUUUUGUGAUCUUACAUUUUUCAUACUGUUCAUAACCUAUUCUAGCUCUUUCAUCUUUAUGAGUCCGUCUACCUCGACUUCUUCUUGUUCUUCGGCUGUUCUCUAUUUUUUACAAAAAAAACUGUUAUCUAUUUUUCACCAAAAUUAUACAAAUCUUUAAACUGUUUAAGGUCAAUUAAUGUAACCGAGUGCUCUGUAGACAUUGUUUGAUUUAAAGCGGUAGGCGCAAAAUCUUGGUCAAUGCUAUUUAAAUGCGUUCAUUUUUUUCGAAUCCUGAGAAAAUUAAUAAAUAUUUUUGAACAAUAUAAAAUCAGAAUGAAAGAUUACAUUAUUACCUAAAGCCGAAAGUCCCUUAGAAUAAACAAAAAGUUUCUUUUGAAUGAAAUAUUCGAAAUUAAAAAUCAAACACAAUUUUCUCUUUUUUUUUCACCCAUAUGACUUAUUAAAAUAAACAUUAUAGAAGUUUUCACGGACUUUCGGCCCUCGGUAAUAAAUUAAUCUUUCAUCCUUCGUUUAAAGUUUUCAAAAAUAUUUUUUAUUAGUUUUCUAAGGAUUCGAAAAAAAAAAGAA
Molecule: messenger RNA, 6269 nt
Organism: Diabrotica virgifera virgifera (western corn rootworm)
Lineage: Eukaryota; Metazoa; Arthropoda; Insecta; Coleoptera; Chrysomelidae
Gene: slbo
Product: CCAAT/enhancer-binding protein
Exons: 2
Coding region: 308-1342 (344 amino acids)
Biological process (GO): DNA-templated transcription; regulation of transcription by RNA polymerase II
Molecular function (GO): DNA-binding transcription factor activity, RNA polymerase II-specific; RNA polymerase II cis-regulatory region sequence-specific DNA binding
Source: RefSeq, a predicted model, not a curated record